CGUCGGAACGUUCGGUGUGACUCGUAUAUUGUUUCUGUUUUUUUUUUGUUUGUGAAACGGCAAUCAACUAAAAAACAAGUAGAACUUUCGUGUACCAAGUGAAAAAAGAAAAAAGUGCAAAUAAAAACAAACAAGCUACAACACAUAGUUUGACGUGGUAAACAAACAAGGACAAACAAUUAGUGGCAGUUCUGAUCGAAGUGAAUAAUAUCAAUGCGGAAACUGCGCCAAGCUUGAAUACGACAAAAGUUGAGUGUGAGCAGAAGCAGUGUUUAUUUUUGUUUUUAAGUUUGCAAUUCAACGUCGGGAAGUCUUAUUAAAUUCCACUCGUAAUUUUUGCAAAUCAUCCAAAUAAGUGCGAAAUUGUGUAAACAAAGAAAAUUAUUUAAAUGCAAAUUGUGCCACUUAAAGUGAACCUAAGGAAUCAGUGAAAAUCGGCGCAUAUUCGUGUGCCAUGCAAUGAAGCAAUAACAAAGCAACAAAACUCUCAGAAGUGUUGUGUAUAAUUACAAAGAAAUAAAAGAAAAUAAGCGAAGUACAGUUGAAAAAAAUUAAAAAAAACAAAUUGGUGAUCGCUGAUUAAAAGUUAAUGAAGUACCAAAAACUAUAUGCAUACAUACAUAUAUAUGUGACAUACGUACACACCAUACAUACGCGUGUAUUCUAAGUGAAAAUACUUACAACAAUAAUUACCAAAAAGGAAUUGAGGAGAAUCACUGAUCACAACCAGCUGACUUCCGAGUUCUGUGCGAAUAAUGCCAAAUUCCAUCCAAAUAAGAAAAAUAAAGAAUACGAUGACGCCAUCGAACGGAACGUGACGUAAGGCAAAACGCUAAUACAAAAACGAAAAACCACAACCAAGCGCACCAAGCGCAGAGCUUUUAACUAACAUAGAACAUAGCAAAGUGAAAGGUGCAGAAAGGUCCGGAAGAAAAACGGCAUAUUGAAUGAAAAUAAAUAUUGGUAAUUUUCCAAUAAUCUAUCGAGUCUUCGGCCGCGUGGAGAACUCCUCAUCAAUGUAACAUUAAUGCGAAAAGUUGAUCGAAAACUUGUUAGCGAAAAUGGACGUUAAAUGUGAAAGAUUGAUUUCGCACAGCGACAAUAGCCACAACCACGUGGCCGUACACGAACUACGUCACGAUAAUAUAGCGCGUAUAGAAAGACAAUCGGUGGUGGCAAGCUAUACGCUACGAAGUCGGCGAAGAUCGGCAGCAGCAGCAGCAGCGCAACGCAUCCAAAAUGCUACAGACACUGGUGGAGGAACGCCGCCGCAGAGCGUUCAACACGGAGCGAAUAGAUACGGAACGAAAGCGGCGAGGGCCACAUUCACAUCACAACAAAAGCCAGCCGCAAGCGAAAUGUCCGCGUCAGUGGACGGUGCAGUAGUUGUGGGGCAAAAUGUGUGCGUCCUUUGUCGCCAGGGAGCGGAUAAAUGUUGCUCGCGAAAUUUUGGCAGUUUUACAACACCAUCUGCAACAGCAGGCAGCAGCAGUAGUGGCAUGCGAAAUGUGCAAGCCAGCAGUGGCAGCAGCGUGCGGCGAGUAGCAGCAGAGCCUGACACUUGGCACAGCAGCAGUUUUCAGCGCAUACGGCAGCCAAUUGAUAGUACAACAGUUGAAGCACCACCAACAAUAAGUGCAACAACAAACGCAGCUAAGCGGCAGUGUGGCAACGCAGAGAGUAGCGCUACGCAGUGGGCAUUUGCGCACGACGACAGUUGUUUAUUUCAUACAGCAAUAACAAGGCUGACGAAUAGUGGUACAAGCGCGCUAGCAAACGCGCAGCAGCAACACACGCAACCUAAUGAUGGAACGGCAUCGACACCUGUGUAUUGCAACUGCCAACAGCGAACGCCGCAAAGUAUGAGUUGUGUGCCGCAAACGCCACCUGCGCCAACUGCUGCGACCACAUCACACUUAACAAAGGCAGCAAUAAUAACAGCAACAACAGCGCCAGCUCAUUCGUCUUCAAGCGUAAAUUUGGAGCUGCGAUCAGUGGACGAAUGCGCCACAUCGUCAAAAGCAACAGCAACACCAACACCAGCAUCAUCAUCAUCAGCUUCAGCUUCAGCAUCAUUAGCACUCGCCGCCGGUACAAAUUUCAUUGAGCAACGCAAAUAUAUGCUAAACGAAGCACCAACAACAACAGUAGCAACAAGCAUGCAUUCACCUGCGCCCUUUGCAACAACGUUGCGUACAUUUCAGUUGUUGUUGUUGUGCAUACAGAUGCAAUUAUUGCGACCCAUUUACAAGCAACUCAAUAGUUUUCUACACAAAGCCAAUAGCAAUCGCAGUAGCAGCAGCAGCAGCAAAAACAAAAGCAACAAACAGCAUACGACGAAUAGUAAUAGGAUCCAUAGAAAUAGUAAAAAUAGUAAUACGCAAACGAAAUCCAAUAAAAGACAACAGAAACAAAAUCCACAACUGCAGCAGCCGCAGCCGCAGCAGCAACAACAACAACAACGUCCUCCACUUUUAAGACUGAUGAAACUAAUUCGCUGUAAUUCCUACUACAAUAAUAAUAAUAAAGUUAAUGAUAACAAUUUAAUUAAUAACUAUAACAAUAAUGCCACAAAUAUAUUUAAUGCAUCACACAAACAACAACUACAAUACGCCAACGCCAACGCCAACAACCAUAGCUCUAACAAUAGUACGUUUAGUAACAGUAAAUGCUCGCAACUGCAACAUCACAUGCACCACCGCACAGUACAACAACAACAACAACAACAACACCAACAACAGAUAUUACAACAAGAACAUCACUGCAAUUUAAUGACCACAUCACGUCAGCAAAAUUUGCAACACCAACAACAACAACAAAAAGAUAUAGUGCAACAUCACCUCAAAGCAAACGUAUUCGCUUCAACAUCGUUGCAACUGCAACUACAACAUUUGCGCUACUUCAAAAUGCCAAAUCUCUCAUUCUUGUAUAUGCUACUGAUUGCCCUCUCGUUCCUAUCGCUCUUUCUGCCAUCAAUAAAUGCCCAAGCAUCGAAUGCGAUUGCAACAGCUGCUGCCUCAGCGCCGGUGAGCAAUGACGUGCGCCCUUCACAGGUGGCCUUGGGCCGCAAUGAGACUGUGUGUCGCUCGUUGGAUGUACGAAACUCUCCGAGCGAAUUAAGUCAACUAAGCAAUUGCACGGUCAUUGAAGGUUUCCUACUCAUCACACUCAUCAACCAACACAACACAGAAGAAUUUCCACCAGCUUUUCCGCUGCUCACUGAAGUCACGGAAUUCAUAAUCAUAUAUCGGGUGCACUAUUUACGAUCGCUGUCACAAAUCUUCCCCAACUUGAGUAUUAUACGCGGCACGACCCUAUUUGAAGGCUAUGCACUCAUUGUAUACUAUAAUCCGCAUCUGGAAGAUUUGGGUCUAUCCAAGCUGACAACGAUAUCACGUGGCGGUGUACGCCUUGAGAACAAUAUUGUGCUCUGUUACGUGAAGACAAUUGCGUGGAAACGAAUUUUGAACGGCGACGCCGAAAUAUCUAUCGACAACAAUAGCAAAGAAAUCGAGUGCCCCAAAUGCCCAGGAGAUACAAGGACUAGCAGGCUGGAAGAUGGCGCCGAUAGUGGGUUGGCUUGUAAGGAGUUCGAUGGACAAAGACGAUGUUGGAGCAGUAAAAAGUGUCAGAAGAUCUGCCCUGAUCAUUGUAAGCACAACUGUGUCAAUGAGGAUACCUGCUGCAAUGAGAAUUGUCUGGGCGGUUGUUCUCCCACCAACUUAUAUGAGUGCAACAGCUGUCGUGAUUUCGCCAUCUAUAACAACACCUGCAUCGAUCAGUGCCCAGAAGGUUACUUCAGCUACUUGGAUCGUCGCUGUCUCACCGCUGACGAGUGCAUUACCAUUGGCACUAAAUUCGAAAACAACAAACCGCAGAGCAUUGUGCCUUAUGACGGUAAAUGCUCGACUCGUUGUCCGAAUGGUUACAAUAAGAUCGGCACAACUUGUCAGGCUUGCGGCGACAACUGUGUGAACAAGUGUGAUGGUGCGCUGAUUGAUAGUGUGGAACGCGCUAAGGAUUUCACUGGUUGCACGCACAUUGUCAAAAAUGGACUGACGAUAAGCAUCAAGCGCGGCGGAAAGCAUUUAAUGGAAGAACUGGAAUCUGGAUUGUCUUCCAUACAGGAAAUCAGCACAUUUCUGAAGAUACAGGGCACGUAUGGCUUGACUUCGUUGUCAUUUUUCAAGCAUUUGAAGCGAAUCAACGGCACUGAGCUAGAUGAGAAUAAAUUCGCCAUUUAUGCGCUUGAGAAUAAUGACCUCGAAACAGUUUGGGGCCCCAAUCGCACAGUGUCCAUUGAAAGAGGUCGUGUGUUCUUCCAUUUUAAUCCAAAACUAUGUUACAAUGAGAUUGAAAAACUACUUCCGAUGAUGAAAGAAAAUGCGACGUUCGAUAAAAAUGAAGUGGCCAGAGAUUCCAACGGACAUAAGGGGUCAUGUAACACCGAGCUGUUGAAUGUUACUAUCGCAAAGGUAUCGAGUCGUGUGGCGGUUGUACGAAUCGAGAAUCCAUUGAUAUUUGAUGAUAAUCGCACUUUCAUUGGUUAUCAAUACUUUUAUAUAGAGGAUAAGUACAAAAACGCCACCAAGUAUUCACAGCGCAUCUGUGAUGACGGCUGGAUUGUAAGUGACCCCACCAAGGAGACCCAGUACAUCUUCAUAAAUUUGCAACCAUUCACACAGUAUGCAUACUACGUUAAAACGUGGACAAUUUCGUCGGAGAAACGUAACGCACAAAGUCCUAUUAUGCAUUUUAAAACGAAGUCUGCUCAACCAAAACUCGUACACAGCCUAAACGCCUAUGCCAUAUCAAGCUCAGAAAUCGCUAUUGCAUGGACGCCACCCGAUAAUCCUCAAGGUAACCUCACAUCUUAUCGCUUGCACGCGACCCUCGAUAAGCGAAGUCAAGUAUUGGAUUCACGCGACUACUGCAAAGAUCCUGCACAAAUCGACAAAGACGAUGAUACAAAGGAUUCCACACGCCUAAGUCCAGGUGUGACCGAAGCGCCAAAUGCUGCCAACUGCAAAUGUGAUGGCGACAAAUCGCAAAGUCACAGUGACACCGAUACCAGCGAGGAGAGCAUUGUUGCUAGCAUUGAUUUCGAAAAUACCUUACAAAACUUUAUUUAUGUAAAACAUACUAAUGAUUCAAAGAGAUGGAGAAGCAGCAGCGAUUAUGAGAGCGACGCCUCUCUCACCGAUAUGGAUGCUAAGCGGCGGCGCAGACGACACAGUGAAGGUGACCCCGAGGAUAGCUUUCUUGUACGCCAUAUGCGUGGCGUGCCCGACAGUCGGGGAAACGUCAUAUCCAAAACCACCGCUGACGAUGCUAAUGCAGGAGAUGCUACCAUUAUAACAACUGCUGCACCGAUUGAAACCACUACACUCGGCAAUACCAACACAUCGACCAACAAUGACACGCGCAUGGAUCCUACCGGUCAAUAUUAUGAGAGCAUCAUGCUUAAUGUAUCCAUUACCACCAAUAAAUAUGUGUUCAAAGACCUCAAGCAUUUCUCCUUCUACACUAUCGGCGUCGAGGCAUGUCGUGAAUAUGAGAAGGGUGCCACAGAAAAAGAGUGCAGUGAUGUGCGCUUGCGGUUUGUGCGUACCAAAAAGUUGGAGGGUGUGGACAAGGUGCAAAACUUGCGUGUCGACUUGGUACCCACGAAUACGACACGCAGUGAUGUUCGCGUGCGUUGGAGUCCCCCCGAAAAUCCUAAUGGUGAUGUGGUUUCCUACACGAUUUCCUAUAAGAAAUCUGAACAAGAUGCAGCUGAAGAGAAACGUUGCAUCACUGAAGUCUUUUAUCGCAAUCUGACAAAUGGCUACGUAAUGCCACUGCCGACCGGCAAUUACAGUAUUAGAGUUCGCGCAAAUUCAUUGGCCGGCGAUGGUGUUUACUCAGAUGUUGUAUACAUUGACAUUCCACCCGAGAAAUGGUCUGGCGCUUUGAUUGCCGGCAUUUGUAUAGCAAUCAUUGGUGUUCUCUUGCUAAUGGGUGGCGUUUAUUGGUAUGUGCGACGGAAGUAUGCACCGCCAAAUGACAUCAAAAUCAUCCCCACCGUUAAUCCUUACUACAUUGGCCUGCAAUAUAAGAAAGAUAGUUGGGAGGUAGCACGAGAUCGUGUCAUACAAUUGUGUCCACUCGGUCAAGGCUCCUUCGGCAUGGUGUACGAAGGUAUACUCAAAGGCUCAAAUGACAGUACCGAAGAUACACCAUGUGCCAUUAAGACUGUAAAUGAAAAUGCAACCGAUCGAGAGCGCAUCAAUUUCUUGAGCGAAGCCAGCGUUAUGAAGCAAUUCGAUACGCAUCACGUGGUGCGGCUGCUCGGCGUUUGUUCAGUGGGCCAACCAGCACUAGUCGUAAUGGAGCUGAUGAAGUUCGGUGAUUUAAAGUCUUAUCUACGUGCACACCGUCCCGAUAGCAUACAAGGAGAUGAACUGCCGUUUAGGUACCGCGAGGCGGGCGUGCAGGCACCACCACUAAGUCGCGUUUUUCAGAUGGCCAUUGAAAUUGCCGACGGUAUGGCUUACCUAUCAGCCAAAAAGUUUGUGCAUCGUGAUUUAGCGGCACGCAACUGCAUGGUCGGCGCGGACCUGACGGUCAAAAUAGGCGAUUUCGGUAUGACUCGUGAUGUCUAUGAGACUGAUUACUAUCGUAAGGGAGACAAGGGUCUAUUACCAGUUCGCUGGAUGCCGCCGGAGAGUUUGCGCGAUGGCAUCUAUUCCACUGCCAGUGAUGUGUUCAGUUAUGGUGUGGUGCUUUGGGAGAUUGUCACACUCGCAUCACAACCAUAUCCCGGUUACUCGAAUGAUCAGGUGUUGCGUUUUGUCAUAGAGGGUGGGGUUAUGGAGCGUCCUGAUAACUGCCCUGAUAAAAUUUACGAAAUUAUGCAGCAAUGUUGGGAGCAUCGUCCCUCGAAACGACCAUCGUUCUUCAAGAUUAUAAACACGUUGUUCGAGCAUGUGGACACAGACUCCGAAGGUUACCUGGCACACUUCCGUUUAGUGUCUUACUUCUUCUCCGAUCAGGGUCUGCAGGAACGUGAAAAGGAACGCGCGGAAAGCAUGCGCACUUCCGGCGAUAUUUUUAGUGAAGAGAACGAAAUUGAUGAUGCUACCACUCCGUUGCGCACAGAUGAGUUCAACGAAUAUAAACUCAAUUUGGCCAACACUUCUUCGAUAGACCAUGAAGGCGAAAGUCCAAUGGCCAUUGAUGAUGACCAUCCCCACUCUCCAUAUAGUCAUAGCCUUGGUUCGGCGAACAUUGUCAGCAGCACACCAGAUGGGCAAUCGAAGAACAGUUACAACUUCUCUCAAAUGUCGCACAAUAACCCAACACUCCUCAGCUCGGUGCCUUCAACAUCAGCUGGUAUUGUCAGCGGUGGUUCUCAUUCACAUUCACACCCGCUGCAUCAACCGACUUCACACCAGCGCCAGACCCACUAUAGCCAAUUUCCCACUGAAGAGGCGGCCGCUAACUAUGUACUUCCCGAUUAUGAUCCCCAGACUGUGCUUGAUGGCAAGAAUGCGCCAAACAGUACAAUGGCCGGCGGAAGUGCCGAAACUGACGAACGCGGCUAUGAGAUGUACGAUCCAAGUCCUAACUAUCGUGAACACGUGCCAUAUGACCCGGCUUUAGAGGAAGAAGACUUCGAUGGUUUACCUUUGGGCGGCCAUAGUGCCCGUAUCGGCAGUGGCGGCCAGCAGCUAUUACCACGUCAUAAACCACGUCAGCGCAUGCCAAUCAUAAUGCCAAUGUCUAGCUCAAUGCCAGAUGAAAUGAUUGGCACACCGAUUUCCUCAUCAUUGCAUCCUUCCACAGCGUCGGCGGCCUCGUCAAAUGCUUCAUCAACAAAUGCGGCAACGGGCCGCUAUUCGAGUUUGAAAGCCGUGGCCGAUAAGGUGCAGUCUAUGCCGUUGCGUUUCAAAAACAUCAAUCGGCGCAUCUUCAAUCACAAACGCACAGGUAGCAAUAGCAGCCAAAAGAGCACCACUUCCAACCCCAAUACCACCACCUCGUCGAGUAGUAAUUCCAACUUAGCAGGUGCCACAGUUGGACGCGGCAAGAGUAUGAGCGGUCAGAAUUUGGGCACAAUCGAGAGCGGUGGCAGUGGCAGUGCUAGUAGCUAUGUAACGCCACGCUUUUUCACUCCCGCCUCCGACCAAAGCUCAAUGCUCACCAGAGACAAUCCUAACUACCGUUUACUAGAUGAGACCGCGAAUACUUCGUGCCUUACGGGCGCCGGCGAUGCAACACCUCACAGCACUGGCGCUUUCUCCACCACUGGUAAUACGAAUUACAAGCGCUUAGAUGAAUCGCUAAAUACAACAUCAACUCCGGGCAAACCAACUGUUACGCCAACCGCUGGCAGUAGCACAGCACCAUCGGGCAAUAGUUGCAUUUUCCCGCCAUUAAAUACCACCACCAAUCCUAACUACGUAGUAAUGAAUGAGCCAAUGGGUCUAGCUAUGCCACCGACUCGACUGCCGUACUCAAGCUCCACCGCUCCAAUGCAAUCCGCACAAUUAAGCGAGAGCACCGGAUACACAAUGAUGGGUCCUAUGGCACUGGAUCCCAGCAAUAAAGACUCCUCGACGUCAUCUGUCAACGAUGAUCCUAAAGAUGAUGAUGACGACGAUGACAACAAUGCCGACGAAGAUGAUGAGCCGACUGAGCAUAUCAAAAUGGAACUGCUCGGCGGCUGUCGGCGUGGCAGUGAUCGAGCACAACAACAUCGAAAGUCACGCGGCAAUCGAAGUCGCAGCCAAAGUCAAAAAAAAUUAGAUGAAAAAGCAGCAUCAAAGACUUGCAGCUCGCCGGCUACUACACCGUCUGGUGGUCUAGCAACUGCUGAUGAGGGUUGCAGCAGCUAUAUGGGCUUAACGCCAAUGACAACGACAACAACAACAACCGCAACUCCUGCCGCGUCUACACAGCCCAGACUAUCUGCGACAUAUUCGCUCAAGGAGAAAUGGUUACGCCAGCAAGCACAGCAGCCACCACAACCACCACCAAACGGCUUCAUAGGACGCGAGGCGUAGUAUCAGGCAGCAAAAGCAGAACGCAGAAAGAGGAAAACAAGGAAACGCACACUGCCGACAUAAAACGAAUAAUGAAUGGAGCGCAAAGAAGUUUACAUACAUACAUUAGUGUGUGCAAAUAAGGCAACUGCCGAAAAUAGUGCGCCGCUCAAAGCAAUUGUAAAUCAACUGUAAAUUCUCACAACAGCAACACACAACACAAUAUACAUCUACACCUACACCUACACAAAUGUACAGCAUACUUAUGUAUACCCAUUUGUGUUGGCAUGUAUUUAGGGGUAUGUAGAUAGUUCAUACUGAAUGCGACUUUUUGUUUUUGCUAUUGAUAUUUUUUUUUAGAAGAAUUCAAGAAAAAACUAAACAAAAUAUUUCAAAUACUAAACUGUACCACUCUGCUGUGUGUAUGUAUGAAUAUGUAGUAACUUUAGGUUUAGUUUGAGACGAUUAUGAAAUUUAUUAUAUGUAUGAGAAGAAAAAACAACAAAACAAACAAAAAAAAAACAAAGCUACACAUUAAAGAUUGUAUAUAUGAUAAAAUGAUAAAGAUUGUAUAUGAAUAUAUGUUUAAUAGUAUAUCUAAUAUGUACACGCUAGUUAAGAGAAUAUUUGUAGACAAAAUAAAAACAUGCAUAUUAUUUGACGAAGCAAAA
Messenger RNA from Anastrepha ludens (Mexican fruit fly), 9697 nucleotides. RefSeq names its product insulin-like receptor. The transcript has 21 exons. Gene Ontology annotation, molecular function: ATP binding; insulin receptor activity; insulin receptor substrate binding. Gene Ontology annotation, cellular component: insulin receptor complex; membrane; axon. Gene Ontology annotation, biological process: cell surface receptor protein tyrosine kinase signaling pathway; positive regulation of kinase activity; protein phosphorylation. NCBI's taxonomy places the organism in Eukaryota, Metazoa, Arthropoda, Insecta, Diptera, Tephritidae. The record is from RefSeq and is a predicted model, not a curated record. The coding region runs from base 1062 to 9047 and encodes 2661 amino acids.